This is a messenger RNA of Penicillium salamii, 930 nucleotides long. Lineage: Eukaryota; Fungi; Ascomycota; Eurotiomycetes; Eurotiales; Aspergillaceae. The record is from the annotation of a GenBank genome assembly.
AUGUCGGUCUACGAUUUUGAAGGCAAAGUUGCCAUCGUCACAGGCGCUGGCUCCGGAAUUGGCCAUAAAGUAGCCGAACUUCUACUCCGAGCUGGCUGCAAUGUUGUCUUUGCCGAUCUAAAGCUACAGCCGGGAGCCGAAUCGACACUCCAAAAUCAUCAACUCUCUUCAAAAGAAAGACCCGUGGGCGCAAUCUUCCACAAGACGGAUGUAACAGACUGGUCUCAACUGAACUCUUUGUUCGAGACUACCUUGAAGGUAUUCGGUCAAGUCAACAUCAUCGCCAAUAUCGCCGGGGUCUAUGAUCCACCAUUCAGUGACUUUUGGAAACCACCCGGUGUGUCGCCUGAAUCAAGGGAUGCACCCGAUGCAAGUCCGGGGUCGUAUUGCACGAUCUCGGUCAAUUAUAUCGCCCCGGUUCGGCUAGCACAGCUGGCAAUUGAUUAUUGGUGUCGGAACCCUCAAGUCAAGGGCAACUUCCUUGCUGUCUCGAGUAUUGCUGCUUUCCUGCACUCACUGGAUACCCCGCUAUACAUGUCCAGCAAGGCUGCACUUGUGAGCUUUGUGAAGAGCCUGGGGGAACUGAACGACAUCUUUGGCAUUCGUGUUUCUGCUGUGUGUCCUGGGGGCGUCAACACCCCCUUGCUUGCGGGGAUGGUCGGUGAUGAAAAUCUCGAUGAGGGGUCACUCACACCCCAGGAAUGUGCUGGUGUAAUUAUCCGUGUCCUCUCAGAGCCACAAUGGGGCCGUGGGAGCAUUGUGGAGACUUUGAAGAAACCCGAGAAAUCCCAAUAUGUCGUUUCGGUCCGCGAUGUUGACCUUGAGGUUUUCUAUCCAAAUAUGGUGGCCACCGAAAACAUACUGAAAAAGCUUGGUGAGAGCCAUCAUACUUUUAUCGCACGUCUCAAAGAUAAAGGUAUGCGACCUUGA